This is a messenger RNA of Lycium ferocissimum, 2324 nucleotides long. Its product is annotated as TOM1-like protein 9. Lineage: Eukaryota; Viridiplantae; Streptophyta; Magnoliopsida; Solanales; Solanaceae. The coding region runs from base 352 to 2136 and encodes 594 amino acids. Gene Ontology annotation, molecular function: ubiquitin binding; phosphatidylinositol binding. The record is from RefSeq and is a predicted model, not a curated record. The transcript is spliced from 10 exons. Gene Ontology annotation, biological process: protein transport to vacuole involved in ubiquitin-dependent protein catabolic process via the multivesicular body sorting pathway.
CGAAUUUCUAUUUUGUUUUAGCGGUAAAAAAAGAAGAAUGGUGAAUUUUUUGGUGGAAAGAGCGACGAGCGAUAUGCUGAUAGGUCCAGAUUGGGCAAUGAACAUUGAGAUCUGCGAUAUUUGCAAUCGCGAUCCAGCAUAUUUGGCAUAAUUAUUGAGGUGUUUGCUUUUGUUUGGACUGAAGAUUGGUUAAAAUAGUUCUGAUUAUUUGCUUAAUUUUGGUUCCCCAGGCAAGCGAAGGAUGUUGUGAAAGGAAUAAAAAAGCGUCUUGGCAGUAGGAAAUCAAAAGUCCAGCUACUCGCCCUGACGCUGUUGGAAGCAAUUGUGAAGAAUUGUGGAGACAUUGUGCAUAUGCAUGUUGCUGAGAAAGGUCUUCUUCAACAGAUGGUGAAAAUGGUAAAGAAGAAGCCCGACUUUCACGUCAAGGAGAAGAUAUUAAUUUCGAUAGACACUUGGCAAGAAGCUUUUGGAGGACCAAGGGCGAGAUACCCACAAUAUUAUGGAGCCUACCAAGAGUUGUUGCGCCUUGGAGCAGUAUUCCCUCAGAGAUCAGCACCUGUGCUCACACCUCCCCAAACACAUCCACUGGCAUCUGAUCCACAUAAUCGUCAGAAGCCUGAAUCUGGACAGAAUGCAGCAGAGUCUUCAGCAGAUGCUGAGUAUCCCACCUUGAGCUUGGCAGAGAUCCAGAAUGCACGUGGUAUUAUGGAUGUUCUUGCUGAAAUGCUGAAUGCAUUAGGUCCUGAAAACAAAGAGGGACUUAGACAAGAUGUCAUUGUUGAUUUGGUGGAACAAUGCCGUACCUACAAGCAGAGAUUGGUACACCUUGUGAACUCGACUACGGAUGAGUCACUGUUAUGCCAAGGACUAGCGCUGAAUGAUGACUUACAGCGUGUAUUGGCUAAACAUGAAGCUAUUGCUUCGGGAACUUCUGUUAAAGGGGAAACAUCAAAAUCUGAACCUGCUCGAUCCCUUGUAGAUGUUGAUGCUCCUCUUAUUGAUACUGGAACCAGCGACCAGUCAGACCAAGGAUCUACAUCAAAUGCUUUAGGGACACAGUUGCUUCUUCCUGCUCCUCCGUCAGCUAAUGGUCUAUCAACAACUCCAACAAAAGUUGACCCUAUGAUAGAUCUUCUGAGUGGAAAUGACUUUGACCCUCCAACAGCAGAGAAUGCUCUUGCGCUUGUUCCUGUUGGAGAACCUCAGCCAGCAAGUCCUUCACAGCAGAAUGCCCUUGCUAUUCUCGACAUGUUUUCACAGCCAAGCACCACCCCCUCUACAUAUUCAGUUGGUCAGGCACAUCCUUCAUCCCCUCAAUUUCAGCAGCCACAGGAUUUUCAUUCUGUGCAACCAUCUUUGUACCAAAAUGGAAGUGUCCCUGGUAUGAGCAAUGCUCAAGGCUCCAAUCCUGCCUGGAACGGGCAGAUGUCUCAGCAACAACAGCCAGCUUCUCCAGUCUACGGUAAUCAAAGCACUAAUCCUUUUCCACUUCCUCCAUGGGAAGCUGAGGCAGAAGACAGCCAAAUAAUGGGUAGCCCUCAUGCUCAGCCUAUGCCAAAUAAUCCAUUGAUGCCAGGUAGUUCACAAGCUCUAGCAAUGCACACUAAUCAGGUGAUGCCUGGCAGUCCCCACGCUAUGUCCAUGCAAAAUAAUCAGCUGGUUGCAGCCAACCCCCAGCAAAUGGCCGGUGGUGCAUACCUCCAUGGCAUGUAUGCACAGCCAAAUGCUGCUGGACAGCCUGCUAUGAUGAACAAUCAGGCCAUGCAAAGCAAUCAGAUGGAAGGCUUCCAUCCUCAACAAUUCCAAGGUGGACAACCAGCGGGUUCGUUUCCACAACAAAUGCCACCUGGGCACAUGGCUUACAUGUAUUCCCAGCAAAUGUAUGCCAACCAAAUGGCCAGCUAUGGUUAUGGUAAUGCUCAACAACAAAAUGCGCAAUUCCUAAACCAAGGGAUGUCUGGGCUCUCUGUGAGGGAUAAUGGUACCCUCAACAAUUCUACCUAUCCAGUUUCCACUCCUUCAUAUGUGCCAUCUGGAAAGCCCUCGAAGCCGCAAGACAAAUUGUUCGGGGACCUUGUUGACCUUUCAAAAUUCAAACCAACCAAUGGUGCCCCCGGCAGAGCUGGUAGCACGUGACAGUGACUGGUUUUACACAUUUUUAUUCUUUUUUAUUUUUAUUUUUAUUAGCAUUCUAUUUGAUUCUUAAGCUUCUGUUGUCUCUUCUUCAUUUUAAAUUUUACACAUUCUACCUUGAAUAUGUAUAGGAUGUAUUCAUUUAUUCAUUUUUAUGCAGUUUCAGUGAUAGUUAUAUGCUGUUAUAUUUA